Molecule: messenger RNA, 10505 nt
Organism: Syngnathoides biaculeatus (alligator pipefish)
Lineage: Eukaryota; Metazoa; Chordata; Actinopteri; Syngnathiformes; Syngnathidae
Product: teneurin-3
Exons: 30
Coding region: 617-8803 (2728 amino acids)
Biological process (GO): heterophilic cell-cell adhesion; signal transduction; neuron development
Cellular component (GO): membrane; neuron projection
Molecular function (GO): protein heterodimerization activity; cell adhesion molecule binding; protein homodimerization activity
Source: RefSeq, a predicted model, not a curated record
CCUCCCUCCUCCUCUUGCGUCUUCCGUUCCUCUCCCCUCGCGCUGCCCAAUGCGGUCGCUGAUUGGCGGCGCAGCAGCAAGCGGCGGGACGCGCACUUGAUCAGCCGGCGAGUGCACGUCGUCUUCGGGAGGAAGCGGCUGUGCGAGACGGACCCUUUCCCCUCUGCGUCUUUUGCAGACCACCCCCCCACGACUAGGAUACUCUCGAGCCCCAUCAGCAGCAUCUUUUUCCUUUUCUUGAUUUCUUUUCUCUUUUUUUUUUUUUUUUUUUUUUUUUUGGGUGGCUGGACAGUAACGCAGACGAACGCGUUGUGGCGUCUGUGGCGAGCGGCGGCAGCAGCAGCAGCAGCGGCAGCAGCAACGGAUCUCGCUCGCUUCCCUUCCAGGACGUCGGCGAUGGAGCGCAGUGGGUGAACUUGGCCGCUCGCGUGGCCGACGACGCCGACGAGGACGUGCGCGCGCGCUGUAAGUUUGGAAGUUGACGCGCACGCACAAACGCCAGGUGGACUGAAUGGAGUGAAGAGGCGGGGCAGAGCGUGAAAACUUUGGAAGCAGGCCGGGUGACCCAAAACAAGAAUUUUAAAAAGUGUGGAGACGGUGAAGGCAUGCGGGCAGCAUGGAACGGGUGAGGGAGCAGCGGCCGUUCUGCUCGCUCUCCAGGAGCCAGCGAGAGCACCGCGAGCGAGACGGAGAACCCGAACGCAGGUGCCGUUACGCCUCGGAGCGCGAGGAAGUCGCCCGCAACUUUGCCGCGCCGUCCUGCCGCGUGCCCACGCAGAAGUCGUACAGCUCCAGCGAGACGCUCGAGGCCUUCGAGCAUGACCCGGCGCGGAUGCUCUUCGGGGGCCGGGUCAAGGAGAUGGCGCGCCAGGAGGGUGGCGUGGAGUACAGCCGGCCAGGGCAGACGUUCUCUCUGAGGCAGCUCGGCAUCUGCGAGCCUCGCCGAGGCCUGGCGCCGUGCCCCGAGACGGGCCCGUCGCACCCCCUCGGCACCUACGGCCGGGGGCCCGCCUCCGCCUCGCAGGGGUGCGAGCCCCGGUCCCCGGAACGCGCCGUCGCCCUUUGGGGCAAGGGGGGCGGCAACUCGUGCCUCUCCAGCCGCUCCAACUCGGCGCUCACGCUCACCGACACGGAAAUGGACAACAAGUCGGACAACGAGAUGGGUGACCAUCUGUCCAGUCCUCAGGGUCCUCCCCCACUGCCGCCGGCGCCCCCGCCUCCGCCCCACAAGCAGCACCCUUCCAUCACGUCCCUGAGCCGCGGCUCGCUGGCCAAUCAGAGGGCCGCGAGCCCACCACCCGCCGCCGGCCUGGCGGCCGAUUUGCAGAACACGGCGGAAUGCGUCCAGCUGCAGGACAGCUGGGUGCUGGGCAGCAAUGUGGCCCUGGAGAGCCGGCACUUCCUAUUUAAGACGGGCACGGGAAGUACCCCCUUCUUCGGCGCAGCAGCCCCGGGCUACACCAUGGCGACGGGCACCGUCUACUCCACGCCGGCGCGUCCGCUGCCCCGCAGCAGCCUGUCCCGCGGCGCAUUCAAGUUCAAGAAGUCACCCAAGCACUGCACCUGGAAGUGCACCGCCCUGGUCGCGGUGGCCGUCGCUGUGCUGUUGUCCGUCAUUCUCUGCUACUGCAUAGCCAUGCACCUUUUUGGCCUCAACUGGCAGCUGCAGGAGUUGGACAGCCAGCCGGCGUUCGAAAACGGCGGAAUCGGGAAGCCCGGUCCCUCGCCGUCCAGCGCCGUCACGGCCCUCGCCGCCGACGGAAGGACGAGCAUUCUCCACCAAGAGAACAACUCUGUGGACACGGGGCCAGUGGACGUCGGGAAAAGAGCAGGUCUAAGCGUUCCUCCCGGCGUUUUCUGGCGUUCCCAGCUCAGCGUGGACAGGCCCCGGUUCCUCAAGUUCAACAUCACGGUGCAGAAGAACGCCUUGAUCGGCGUGUACGGGCGCAAGGGUCUUGCGCCGUCUCACACGCAGUACGACUUUGUGGAGCUCCUGGACGGCAGCCGCCUCAUCGCCAACGAACACCGUGCCCCGAGCGAGCCCGACAGGGGGGUCGGCCCGGACCACCAGGUGGUGGUCCACCAAGCGGGAUUCAUCCAGUACCUCGACGCUGGCGUGUGGCAUCUGGCUUUCUACAACGACGGGCGUAGCCCGGAGGCCGUGUCCUACAACGCCAUCGUCCAGGAGUCUGUCACCGAGUGCGCACACAACUGCUACGGGAACGGCGAGUGCGUGGCGGGUUCCUGUCACUGCUUCCCGGGAUUCAUCGGGCCAUACUGUUCUAGAGCUGCCUGCCCCGUCCUCUGCAGCGGUAACGGCCAGUACACUAGGGGGCGAUGCCAAUGCUACAGCGGCUGGAAGGGCACGGAGUGCGAUGUGGCCUCCGGCCAGUGUGUGGACCCUCAGUGCGGGGGCCACGGUGUGUGCGUGGUGGGCAACUGCGUGUGCAACACUGGCUGGAGAGGAAGCAACUGUGAGCAAGUGGACUGCGUGGACCCAAAGUGCUCCGGACACGGCACUUGUCAUCACGGCGAGUGCCACUGCAACCCUGGCUGGGGCGGAAUCAGCUGCGAGAUCUUGAAGAGCACUUGUCCCGAGCAGUGCUCCAGUCACGGCACCUUCAGCACCGACUCGGGGACAUGCGUCUGCGAGGACAACUGGACCGGAGCCGAUUGUUCCAUAGAGAUGUGCGUGGUGGACUGCGGCCCUCACGGCUCGUGCUUGGGUGGUGUGUGUCACUGCGAGGAGGGCUGGGCGGGUGCCGAGUGCGAACAGAGGGACUGUCACCCGCGCUGCAUCGACCACGGGGUGUGUCGCGAGGGCAAGUGCGACUGCCACCAGGGCUGGACGGGCGAGCACUGCACCAUCGCGCUGGAUUCCAGAGUGUCAGAUGGCUGCCCGGGCCUGUGCAACAACAACGGGCGUUGCAUCUUGGAUCAGAAUGUCUGGCACUGCAUCUGUCAGUCUGGAUGGCGAGGCCUGGGCUGCGACGUCGCCACCGAGACGCUCUGCUCGGACGCCAAGGACAAUGAGGGAGAUGGCCUUGUGGACUGCAUGGACCCGGACUGCUGUGCUCAGAUCUCCUGUCAGGGUCAGACAUACUGCAAGGGUUCGAUGGACCCGGCCGCUGCCGUUGCCGCCAUGCAGGGCCAGAACUCGCCCAGCCAACCCAUCUCCAGGAGUUUCUACGACCGCGUGGCGUUCCUGAUGGGGCCCAGCGGCAGUCACGUUCUACCAGGGGAGAACCCCUUCAACAGCAGCCUGGCAUCAGUCAUCCGUGGUCAGGUCCUCACCGGAGACGGAACGCCCCUGAUCGGAGUCAAUGUGUCAUUCCCGCACUACCCCGACUACGGCUACACCAUCACAAGACAGGACGGCAUGUUUGACCUGCUGGCCAACGGCGGAGCGUCGUUAACUCUGACAUACGAGCGAGCGCCUUUCCCAACCCUGCGUCGCACCGUGUGGAUCCCCUGGAACGUGUUCCACGUGAUGGACCCGGUGGUGAUGCGGCGCGAGGAGAACAACGACAUCUCCGGCUGCUACCUGACGGGCCUGAGCCGGCCUGAGCCGCUGAUCCUGGCCUCGCCGCUUUCCACCUUGUACAAGACAUCAGCUGAGGACAGCCCUGUCAUUCCUGAGACCCAGGUCCUCCACGAGCAAGUGGCCAUCCCGGGCAGUGACCUCAACCUGGUCUACCUGAGCUCACGGGCAUCCGGCUACAAGCCCAUACUCAAGGUUCUUCUGACACAGGACCGGCUUCCCUUCGGCCUGAUGAAGGUGCACCUGAUGGUGGCCGUGAUGGGUCGCCAGCUGCAGAAGUCUUUCCCGGCCUUCCCCGACCUUUCCUACACCUUCAUCUGGGAUAAGACGGAUGCCUACGGCCAAAAGGUCUACGGCCUAGCAGAGGCUGUGGUGUCGGUGGGCUACGAGUACGAAUCGUGCCUGGACGUGGUCCACUGGGAGAAAAGAACGGCGGUGCUGCAGGGCUACGAGGUGGACGCCGCCAACAUGGGAGGCUGGAUGCUGGACAAGCACCACAUCCUCGACGUGCAGAACGGUAUUCUGUACAAAGGCAGCGGCGAGAACCAGUUCAUCUCGCUGCAGCCACCCGUCAUCUCCACCAUCAUGGGCAACGGCCGCCGUCGUAGCAUUUCAUGCCCGAGCUGCAAUGGCCAGGCGCUGGGCAACAAGCUGCUGGCGCCCGUAGCCUUGGCAUGGGGCAUCGACGGUAGCCUCUACGUGGGAGACUUCAACUACAUUCGACGCAUCUACCCAUCAGGCAACGUCACUAGCAUCAUGGAGCUUAGAAAUAAAGACUUUAGACACAGCAACAACCCGGCACACCGCUACUAUCUGGCCACCGACCCGGUCACGGGGCAGCUGUUGGUGUCGGACACCAACUCGCGACGCAUCUACCGGCCGAAAAGCCUCUCCGGAACCAAGGACCUGCAGGCCAACGCCGAGGUGGUGGCCGGGACCGGAGACCACUGCUUGCCCUUCGACGAGAAACACUGCGGAGACGGCGGCAAAGCUGUGGAGGCCCUGCUCACCGGACCCAAAGGCAUCGCGGUGGACAAGAACGGCCUGAUUUACUUCGUGGACGGCCCCACCAUCCGCAAGGUGGACCAGAACGGCAUCAUUUCCACUUUCCUGGGCUCCAACGACUUGACGUCGGCGCGACCGCUCACUUGCGACGACAGCAUGGACGUCAGUCAGGUUAUUCUGGAGUGGCCCACAGAUCUGGCGGUGAGCCCGAUGGACAAUUCGCUCUACGUGCUGGACAACAACAUCGUGCUGCGCAUUACCGAUAACGGCCAAGUGAGCAUCACGGCGGGACGCCCCGUCCACUGCCCGCUGUCCGUCCCGGAGGGUGGCGUUCCGUCCGGCGGCCAACGGGCGCAGUUCACGCCCUUGGAGUCAGCCGCGUCCAUCGCAGUCUCCUACCACGGCGCCAUCUACAUCGCCGAGACGGACGAGAGGAAUCUGAGCCGCAUCCGCAAGGUCUCCGUAGACGGCGAGAUCACGCACUUGGCCGGGGCGCCGUCCGACUGCGACUGCAAGAACGACGCCAACUGCGAUUGCUACCAGGCGGGCGACGGUUACGCCAAAGACGCAAGGCUCAACGCGCCGUCCUCCCUGGUGGCCGCACCAGACGGGACGCUCUACGUGGCCGACCUGGGGAACAUCCGCAUCCGGGCCGUGUCUCGCAACGGGCCGGUGUCGGCGUCCAACGGCUACGAGGUGGCGUCGCCGGACGCCCAGGAGUUGUACGUGUUCGACGGUAACGGCACGCACCAGCACACGGCCAGCUUGCUCACCGGGGACUCCAAGUACACCUUCAGCUACAGCACGGAAAACGACAUCACAGCCGUGACGGACAGCAACGGGAACACGCUGCGAAUACGCCGAGACUCCAACCGCACGCCGGUGCGAAUUGUGGCCCCGGACAAUCAGGUGAUCUGGCUCACCAUGGGCACCAACGGCGGGCUCAGGACCCUCACGGCGCAGGGACAGGAGCUGGUGCUGCUCACCUACCACGGCAACAGCGGCCUGCUGGCCACCAAAACCUCCGAGAUUGGAUGGACCACCUUCUACGACUACGACAUCGAAGGCCGCCUCAUGAACGUCACCUUCCCCACCGGCAUGGUCAACAACCUUUACACGGACAUAUACACCGCCCUCACCGUCGACAUCGAGAGCUCCCUCAGCGAGGAGGAGAUCAGCAUCACCACCAACACCUCCAGCAUCCACGCCUACUACACCCUCUCCCAGGAUCAAUGCAAAAGCAGCUACCAGGUAGGCUUCGACAAUUCGCUGCGGGUCACGUACGCCAACGGGAUGGAGACCCACUACCAGACCGAGCCGCACAUCCUGGCGGGAGCCGCCAACCCGACGGUGGCCAGGCGGAACAUGAGUCUGCCGGGCGAAAGCGGCCAGAACCUGGUGGAGUGGAGAUUCCGCAAAGAGCAAGCCAGGGGGAAGGUCAUCGUGUUCGGACGCAAGCUGAGGGUGAACGGCCGCAACAUCCUCUCCAUCGAUUACGACCGAACCCUGAGGACGGAGAAGAUUUACGACGACCACAGGAAGUUCCUCCUGAAGAUCAUCUACGACACGGCAGGCCACCCGGUGCUGUGGGUGCCCAGCAGCAAGCUGCUACCCGUCAACGUCAGCCGCACCAGCAGCGGGCAGAUCAGCACCCUGCAGAGGGGCGCCACCACCGAGAAGCUGGGCUACGACACUCAGGGGCGCCUGGUGUCGCGGGUCUUUGCUGACGGGAAGAUUUGGAGCUACACCUACCUGGAGCAGUCCAUGGUCCUGCUGCUCCACAGUCAGCGCCAGUACAUCUUUGACUUUGACUCGCUGGACCGCCUUUUGGGCAUCACCAUGCCGAGCGUGGCCCGCUACACCAUGCAGACGGUCCGCUCGGUGGGCUACUACCGCAACCUUUACCACCCGCCCGAGAGCAACGCCUCGGUGGCCGUGGACUACAGCGAGGACGGCCUCCUGCUCAGGGUGUCCCACUUCGGCACCGGCCGCCGGGUCCUCUACCGCUACCGGCGUCAGAAUAAGCUGUCGGAGAUCCUGUACGACAGCACGCGGGUCAGCUUCACCUACGACGAGACUGCGGGCGUCCUGAAGACGGUCAACCUCCAGAGCGACGGCUUCAUCUGCUCCAUCCGUUACCGGCAGGUGGGGCCUCUGGUAGACCGGCAGAUCUUCCGCUUCAGCGAGGACGGCAUGGUGAACGCCCGCUUCGACUACACUUACGACAACAGCCUGCGGGUCACCAGCGUGCAGGGCGUCAUCAACGAGACGCCCCUGCCCAUCGACCUUUACCAGUUCGACGACAUCUCCGGCAAGGUGGAGCAAUUCGGCAAGUUUGGCGUCAUCUACUACGACAUCAACCAGAUCAUCUCCACGGCGGUGAUGACGUACACCAAGCACUUCGACGCGCACGGCCGCAUCAAGGAGAUCCAGUACGAGAUCUUCCGCUCGCUCAUGUACUGGAUCACUUUCCAGUACGACGACGUGGGCCGCGUUACCCGCCGCGAGAUCAAGAUCGGACCCUUCGCCAACACCACCAAGUACGGCUACGAGUACGACGUAGACGGCCAGCUGCAGACCGUCUACCUGAACGAGAAGGUGACCUGGCGCUACACGUACGACCUCAACGGCAACCUGCACCUGCUCAACGCCGGGAACAGCGCCAGGCUCCUCCCGCUACGCUAUGACCUCAGGGACCGGAUCACCCGUCUCGGAGACAUCCAGUACCGCUUGGACGAAGACGGCUUCCUCCGCCAGAGAGGGGCCGAGGUCUUCGAGUACAACUCCAAGGGCCUCCUGGUUCGGGUGUACAGCAAAAGCAGCGGCUGGAACAUCCAGUACCGCUACGACGGGCUCAGUCGAAGGGUAUCCGCCAAGACCAGCCUCGGCCAGCACCUGCAGUACUUCUACGCCGAUCUGAACUACCCGGCCCGGAUCACGCACAUCUACAACCACUCCAGCUCGGAGAUCACCUCGCUGUACUACGACCUGCAGGGCCACCUGUUCGCCAUGGAGAUCAGCAGCGGCGAGGAGUUCCACAUCGCCUGCGACAACACGGGAACGCCUCUGGCCGUCUUCACCAGCAACGGCCUGCUGGUCAAGCAGCUGCACUACACGGCCUACGGCGAGGUCUACUUCGACUCCAACCCGGAUUUCCAGCUGGUGCUGGGCUUCCACGGGGGUCUCUACGACCCGCUGACCAAGCUGCUACACUUCGGCGAGCGGGACUACGACAUCAUGUCCGGCCGGUGGACGGCGCCGGACGUUUCCACCCUGAGGGACGUCGGCAAGGAGCCGGCGCCUUUUAACCUGUACAUGUUCCGGAAUAACAACCCCAUCAGCAAAGUCCAGGAAGUGAGAGAAUACGUGGCAGACGUGAACAGCUGGCUGGUGACUUUUGGCUUUCACCUCCACAACACCAUCCCCGGCUUUCCCAUGCCCAAGUUCGACCUGAGCAUGCCGUCGUACGAGCUGAGGAAGAGUCAGCUGUGGGACGACUUGCCGUCCAUCUCGGGCGUGCAGCGUGAAGUGACCCGGCAGGCUCAGUCGCUGCUGUCCUUCGAGCGUCUGCCCGAGGUGCGUCUGCGGCGCGGCCGGCGCGGGGAGAAGCCGUGGCUGUGGUUCUCGGCGGCGACGUCGCCGGUGGGCCGCGGCGUCAUGCUGGCCAUCUACAAGGGCGGCGUGCACGCGCACACCCUCAACGUGGCGGGCGAGGACUGCAUCAAGGUGGCGGGCAUCCUCAACAACGCCUUCUACCUGGAGGAGCUGCACUACACGGUGGAGGGCCAGGACACGCACUACUUCGUCAAGCCGGGCCUGCCGGACGCCGACCUGGCCGCCCUGCACCUGACCAGCGGCCGCAAGACGCUGGACAACGGCGUCAACGUCAGCGUGUCGCAGUCCACCGCCGUGGUGGACGGGCGCACGCGCCGCUUCGCCGACGUGGAGGUGCGCGCCGGCGCGCUGGCGCUGCACGUGCGCUACGGCGCCACCGUGGACGAGGAGAAGGCCCGCGUGGCCGAGCUGGCCCGCCAGCGCGCCUUGGCGGGCGCCUGGGCCCGGGAGCAGCGCCGGCUGCGCGACGGCGAGGAGGGCGGCCGGCCGUGGACGGAGGGCGAGAAGCGGCAGCUGCUGAGCGGCGGCAAGGUGCUCGGCUACGACGGCUACUACGCCCUCUCGGCCGAGCAGUACCCCGAGCUGGCCGACGGCGCCGACAACAUCCACUUUCUGAGGCAGAACGAGAUCGGGAAGAGGUAACAGAACGGGAGACGUGCGCCGCUCGCAAAACACUUUCGGAGCGCGGUACGCCGCCUUCUUUCGUCACCUCCUCGGCUCUUUUGAUCCAUCUUUUUCCCCCGUUUAUUUGAGGAAGAUUUUUCCCUCAAAUCCCCCCGCUUAGUCGCGUUUAUUUAUUUAUUUUUUUGGGGGGGGGUGGUAUUAUUAUUAUUUUUUAAAUAGCAAUUCCAAUGAACUUCACUUAUUGUCAGAAUUGGGCUUUUGGUGGUCAGCUCACGUAAGUUGGGCCACUCGAAAGUUAGCGUACUGCGGUUGGUUGCAAUGAUGUGGACGCCAUAUUUAAAAAAAAAACAAAAAACUAUUUUUGAUAUAGACACCAUAUAAUAAAAUGAUGGCUUUGCCCAUCCCACAUUCUUUAAACAUGUUUAAAUCUAUUGAAAUGAAACACCUUCCGCAAACGACGUAUGCGGUGCCCUUGAGUUCGAGCCCCGUUCUGCGUACCGAGUAUAUCUUAUCAGUUGUUCAGUUGGAGAUGAAAUUUAAUCCCAUGAUGCAUUGCACCAAUACAGAAAAAAAAGAUGAUCUGUAUCCUGGGCCCGAGACGAAUCUCAAUAUCCCCAAAUUUUUGUGACUUUGGUAUGUUCCAGGUGGCUGUUUUUUGUAAACAAUCACAAAAAAAAGAGCGAGAGAUGAACACAAUGCUGUGCAUUGUGAGCCGGGGGACCGGGGGGGGCGGACUUUGAAAGUCACUGAGCCUUAACACGGGCGAGUACAGGUCACUUCCUCUGCAGCACAAAAAGCCUUCUGCUAGUGAACGGAAGAGGAGCUCAUUUUUGGGGGCCGUGCAAAGGCCCUCUCGGAAUCGCUGUUUUGUGAUUAUUGAAUGAAUUAAUAAAUAAAUGGCCUUUUGUGGGGUAGGGGUCCACAGAUAUUUCUAAAACUCAACUCAUUUUUGCAAAUCCUGGGGAAGAUAUAUGCACCUGUAGCUAAAGUCUCCCCAACACUGAACUCACUCAGCAGACCCCCCCCCCCCCACCUGGAAACGUAAAAAACAAAAUUAGGGUGGCCAUUUCUAUCAUAAACCAGAUGCAAGAAUCCAUAUCUCCAAAACUGAACGGGAAGUUGACCAUUUUGGGCCAAUUCUGGGUUUUUGUUUUAUUCCCCCCCGUGUCAUCUAACAUGAGUGGGAGCACGGCGUUCCAAGUUCGAAAAAAAAAGGGGUGGGGGGGGCGAGGGUCCGUUCAUCGUGUGUUGUGGCUUUAAUGAUGUUUCUACGUUGUUUCUUUUUUUUUUUUUUUAUCCCCCUCGUUGGUUGUUUGUUUUCACGACGUUCGGCUUCACCGCAGUUAUUGUACGACCAGGAAAUGUUUACAUCGAGUGCACUCGUGCCCGGCGUGCGGCGCGUCAUAUUUCAUAUCAAUGAGCAAAGCAAAUGUUUGUUUCCUUAAUCACCCCCGCCCCUCCCAAAAAUAGAAGGAAAAAAAAAACAUGUACAUGAGAGCUAGCACUUGUAAACUUUUACGUGUUCGAUGCUUUGAGAAAAAAAAAAAAACUUUUCAUGUUUAAAUAGAAAAUGUUAAUUGUGGGCGGGGCGAAAAAGGAGACAGGACUCGAAAAGACUCCUUGGGGCACCCCGGGUUCUCCUGCUUUUGUAAAUGAUGAAUCUACCAGUAAUUUAUGUUUGUGUUUAUACAUAACUAAUAAACUACAGUUUGGUUUUGGA